AUGUCGAAAAUCGGUGAAGAAGUAAAGGCAGAAUUGAACGCUGAUAAGCCAGCGGCUCAAAAGAUCAGCAAAGCCGGGUCGUUUAUUGCUGGUGGAAUGGCCGCGUGUAUUGCUGUAACAGUGACAAAUCCUAUUGAAGUUGUGAAAACCAGAAUGCAACUGCAAGGUGAAAUGUCAGCAGCAGGGCAGAAAAUUUACAGGAAUCCAUUGCAAGCACUGGGAGUUAUCUUCAAACACGAGGGUAUCCGUGGCCUGCAGAAGGGUCUCUCGUGCGCGUACAUCUACCAGAUCGGAUUGAACGGUUCGAGACUUGGAUUUUAUGAGCCAAUCCGGACUUUACUCAACCGCACGUUCUACCCAGCUCAGGACCCACACAAGGUUCAAAACGUGGCCGUUAACGUGACGUCCGGUGCUACUUCCGGUAUCAUUGGUGCCAUUAUGGGCUCGCCCUUGUUUUUGAUCAAGACUCGUAUGCAGUCGUACUCCAGCGCAGUCCAAGUUGGCCAGCAAACUCACUACACCUCGAUCGCUAAUGGUUUGUCGACCAUUUACCGCGCCGAAGGUCUCAAAGGCUUGUACCGUGGUGUUGACGCUGCUAUCUUGAGAACUGGUGCCGGCUCAUCUGUCCAAUUGCCCAUCUACAACACGGCCAAACACUUUUUGCUCAACAACGACCUAAUGAAAGAAGGCACGGGAUUGCAUCUUGUCGCCAGUACCAUUUCUGGUAUCGGUGUCGGUGUGGUUAUGAACCCAUGGGACGUGAUUUUGACCAGAGUGUACAACCAAAAGGGUAAUUUGUACAAGGGACCCGUGGACUGCUUUGUCAAGACUGUUCGAAUUGAAGGUUUUGGUGCGCUUUACAAGGGUUUCGAAGCCCAGCUUUUCAGAAUCGCGCCACACACAAUCUUGUGUUUGACCUUCAUGGAGCAAACCAUGAAACUUGUUUACGCGGUCGAGAAAAGAGUUCUUCCCGCGUAG
Lachancea meyersii CBS 8951 is the source of this 978-nucleotide messenger RNA. The record is from the annotation of a GenBank genome assembly. NCBI's taxonomy places the organism in Eukaryota, Fungi, Ascomycota, Saccharomycetes, Saccharomycetales, Saccharomycetaceae.